This is a messenger RNA of Folsomia candida, 1464 nucleotides long. RefSeq lists its product as uncharacterized. Gene Ontology annotation, biological process: DNA replication. NCBI's taxonomy places the organism in Eukaryota, Metazoa, Arthropoda, Collembola, Entomobryomorpha, Isotomidae. The transcript is spliced from 2 exons. Gene Ontology annotation, molecular function: DNA-directed DNA polymerase activity; DNA binding; nucleotide binding. Bases 1 to 1464 code for a protein of 487 amino acids. The record is from RefSeq and is a predicted model, not a curated record.
AUGGAUGGAGAAAGUGAUGAUGAGAUGGGUGGUGGUGGGAGUGAACCGUUUUACUCCAAAUUCUACGAUAAAGUGGCUCACACCAACGAAAAGCGAGCAAUGGAUGCAGAUUUGGACCAGUUCACAGUCCCCGACGUUCAGUACAGAAAGGUUCGACACCACUGUCAUACCAAGGAACAAAAUGUAUUUCAGGACCGGGCGAAAUACAUCGGAGCCGCCCACGCUAACUGCAACUUAAAUUGUAGAAAUAGUCGGUAUUGCACGAUUAUAUUCCAUAAUUUAACUGGCUUUGACUCAAAAUUAUUAAUUCUCGCAAUCGCGGAGCUAGGACUCCCGUUGAGAACAAUUUCAAAGACUAGUGAACGACAUAUUUAUUUACUGGUAGGUCAACGUCUACGAAUAAUUGAUAGUCUAGCACACUUGAACAGUUCACUUGACAACCUUGUACAGAAUCUUAAAUUAGAUGGAGUAGAUAAAUUUAAAGUGACAACAAAAUUAUUUGAGAAUGUGUUGGGUGUAGACCUACCACUAGUUUUUGGGAAAUUGGCAUUUCCUUACGACCAUUUGACGAUGCAAAAUCUACACGAACAGAUAGUGGAAUUACCACCGAUUGAGUGCUUUUACAAUAAGUUGAAGGAUAGUCCCUGUGAACCAGAGGAAUACAAGAAUGCGUGCACAAUUUUUAAAAAGUGCAAAUGUAAAACUCUCGCUGAAUUUAUGAGAGUCUAUAAUUUACUGGACUGCAGUUUACUGUGUGAUGUAUGGCGCUCACAUAGAGAACAUUGCUUAAAUACUUAUAAAACCGAUCCCACCAAUUACGUGUCACUAAGUAGUAUGAGUUACAAGAUAGCGCUGAGGGAUGCAAAUGCAACUCUACAAUUUAUUACCACCCCAGAUCUUUAUAAUUUAACAAAAAAGGCUCAGGUGGGAGGAAUCGUGAACGUGAGUAAACGUUACGGCAAAGCCAAUGUUCCUGGUUUCCCUAAUUAUAAUCCAAAGAAACCAACUAAAUACAUUAUACAACUCGAUGUAAAUGGGCUGUAUCCACACAGUAUGUGUGAGAAAUUACCUACAAGGGAUUUUGUUAAAAAAUCUAGUAAAUUUAUGAGGUCGUUUGACCCGACAAGAUAUUCCACGAAAGCGGAUGUCGGGUUUCUUAUCGAGUGUGACCUCGAGAUAUCGUCCGAGCACCACAAUUGGUUUAAAGAUUUACCACCAUUCGCGGAGAAAAGAGUUGUCAACGAGAGUGACCUUUCAAAAUCACAAAAGGAUUAUUUGAAUAAAAAUCCUAAUUCGAAAUCCAACCUGGGUGGAGAACAACUACUACUCACACUUCACAAUAAAAAUAACUAUGUAUUAUUUCUACCAAUGUUGAAAGUAGCACUUUCCCUCGGUGUGAAAGUGAAAAAAUAUCACACAAUUUGGACUUUCAGUCAGAAAGCCUUUCUAAAAAAUGGAUAUUAG